AUGGAAGAUCACCCAACAACCCCCAGCUCAUUCGCUGCUUCUUAUGUCUCCAACCCCCGCUUCCAUCGCUCCUUCACCAUCGAGCCAACUUCUACCCAUGGCCCUCUCAAUGUGACUUACGGCGAUUACGGCCGCGAGCCUGAUAAGAACGGGACUACACCCACAAUUCUCUUUAUGCCGGGCAUGGUUUCAUCCCGGUACCUCGGAAUCUGUGCGCACACGAUUGCUGAGAAAUGGGGCGUGCGCGUUUUGGUUGUUGAUCGUCCUGGGAUGGGAAAUUCCACCAAUGUACCGCUGGCGCAGCGAGUCUCCACCUGGAUUGAGACUGUCCCACGGCUGUUGGCCCAUGUAGGUAUCCAGCAUGUUUCAUUGGUGUCGCAUAGUUCUGGCACUAUGUAUCUGUUGAACACCCUGUAUCACUGUCGAGAUAUUCUGUAUCCCGAGAAGCCGAUGGCUACCAUGCUAGCGCCAUGGGUGGACCCCGCCAAAUCAGGGAUGACAUCCUUGAGAAUGGCCCAGUAUAUCCCUGCCCCAGCCUUCAAGCUGUUGCAUCAUAUCCCACGCCUCUUCCUCGCCAAUGAUGGGUCUGCAACAGCAACCAGUGGAGCAAUCAUUGCCAGUCUCACUGCCUCAUUUCCCUCAAAGAGCGGUGAUAACCAGGCAAAGAAUAGUCUGUACAUAGCGCAGAACUACGAACUAGACGUGGACCAGCAGAAGGAGAUAAGCUCUUCCAUGAUGCAGGGUAUGUUCAAGGAGGAAACGGUUGGCUCUAAUAGUGAGGCGCUCCUGUGCCUACGGAAGGAGCCUAACAUAUGGGGGCAAUGUGAAGACUAUGAGGUCUUUGUGCGUGAGGUGGUAGAGCGUGAAAGAGCGCGAGAUGGAGCGCCGUUGAAGGUCUAUGCAUUUUUUGCUGAGUCUGAUAGUUUGAUUGGUAAGAAGGGGCAAGCUUAUGUUGAGAAAUGCUGGCAUCAGGUCAAUGAUGGGGACUCGAGGGGUGUGGUUGAAUUUGAUUCAAGAGUAGUGCUUGGUACUGAUCAUGAUAGCUUGGUGCCGUGCGCGGAAGCGUGGGAGAGCAUUUUCAAGAGAAUGCAAGGAGUAGAAGGCGAUGGCUCAAUAUAG
Penicillium expansum is the source of this 1119-nucleotide messenger RNA. RefSeq names its product alpha/beta fold hydrolase. Lineage: Eukaryota; Fungi; Ascomycota; Eurotiomycetes; Eurotiales; Aspergillaceae. The transcript has 3 exons. The record is from RefSeq and is a predicted model, not a curated record. Bases 1 to 1119 code for a protein of 372 amino acids.